GUUUUAUCCGUUGUGGUUUUACAUUGCUCAGCUUUACCAUAUAGYAAAAAGUACCAGGGUGGUCUGCUGCCAAUCAAACGAUUUCAUCAGGAAAGACGGAUGUACAGAAGGAGUUUAKCAGGCUUGGRACCUUCGUUCUAUAUGUCAAGAUUUGUACCACAAAUGACCAGUUAUGGCURGUUUCCAGGAGAUGGUGGCCAGUGCAAUGGAGCAUUUACUCCUCCACAAUGGAUUCCAUGCUGUUGCCCUGAAGAAUGCAAAGGGGAAGGAUGCGAGGAAUCGACAGAAGACGGAGAAGAAAAGCCAAAGCCAUCCCCAGCCCCGUCGUCACAAUCUGACACACCUAAWGGAGGAAUCUCAAUUAAAGGGGGAACUGGAGGUAAAACCGGAACUGCYCCAGCAGCACCCCAUCCAGAAACCGGAAGCAAAGCUGCAUUAAUAGACGCACCUAAUCAACCACCACCAAUCGCUUUACCAGUGACURGAAAAGAGGCACAGGCUUCCCACAUCGCUCCYCCUGCUACUGCUCGUGUCCAAUCACCUCCUCCUUCGAACGUUGCGUAAAGACCGUAAAAUACAUGAUAUGUGAUUAAAAAGGCCUCAGUAUAUUACCCUUUGUGUUAGUAUUAAACACCAGAAGCCGGCUGUACGAAGUGUUAUCCAUGAACGGACUUAAACUUAUCCAGCGAAUAAAAUCUAUAGAAAAUCUACGGAAUGGCUUCAUUCUAAGUACAACCGUGUCUAGRGUUUGAAAUUUCUGCUCACAGCAGCUACUUAAAUCAAACACAAAUAUAAUAAGGCUUAUAAUUUAGAUAAACAAUGACUUAAA
Messenger RNA from Exaiptasia diaphana, 829 nucleotides. RefSeq lists its product as uncharacterized. NCBI's taxonomy places the organism in Eukaryota, Metazoa, Cnidaria, Anthozoa, Actiniaria, Aiptasiidae. The transcript is spliced from 3 exons. The coding region runs from base 100 to 564 and encodes 154 amino acids. The record is from RefSeq and is a predicted model, not a curated record.